Molecule: messenger RNA, 492 nt
Organism: Adineta steineri
Lineage: Eukaryota; Metazoa; Rotifera; Eurotatoria; Adinetida; Adinetidae
Source: the annotation of a GenBank genome assembly
AUGAUUCCCGCUACUGCUGCACCACCACAUUCAAUAAAUACACUGGAUCGAAUUGCAUUUUAUAAGAGUGUUCGCGAAAAACGCAAACAACUUCAACUAAAUCAUCAUACGAAUGGAAAGGAGAGUAUAAGUUCAUCAACAGAGAAUGCUUUCCUCACUCAAAUGCUUCAAUCAUCUUCAACUUCUACAACAUCAUCAUCAUUAAGUAUACCAUCACUUUUACGUAAAGGUGAUUUUUCAUCGUCAUCAUCAUCCCAUCGAACAGCUUCAAGUACUCUUACGAAUAUUUUACCUGCGCUACUUAAUGGUACAUUACAAUCACCACGUGCUAUAUCACCGUCAAGCGUAACAACAAUAACAACAACAACAAAUAAUGCUAAUUUAAAUUCUCCAACAAGUACAAAUACAACUGAUACUCUUGUUGAUAUUAAAUGUUCAACAUCAUUACCUGUUUCACCAGCUGCUAAUACACAUAAUAAUAAUAAUAAUAAU